This is a messenger RNA of Colletotrichum acutatum, 1919 nucleotides long. RefSeq names its product HET domain-containing protein. Bases 227 to 1846 code for a protein of 539 amino acids. The transcript has 2 exons. NCBI's taxonomy places the organism in Eukaryota, Fungi, Ascomycota, Sordariomycetes, Glomerellales, Glomerellaceae. The record is from RefSeq and is a predicted model, not a curated record.
GAGCUGUGUCAGGUCAUCGAGAAAGAAGCCGAUGCACUGAUAGAGGAGAUCGAAGGCCUUCCCCAGCCAAGACGCGGCCUGAUGCAGACCGAGCCCAGUUGGGAUAUGUGGCUGACGAAGCGAUCGGAGCCUGAAGUGUCCGGCGAUGGGUUCUGGGUGGUGAAUAGAAGCUCGUGGGGGAGUGACAAGUGGCUGGUCCCGAUUGCAUCUAUCGGCUUCAGUUCUCAUGAAGUUAGAUGAUCCUCGCACCACCGGGUCUUCUGCUCGCGUGUUGAGAGAAGUUCCGGACGAGACGACACUCCGCCGAGCUGUUGACUGGCUUGAGAGGUGCAACGAACAUGAGUAUUGUAGUACUCGCGGGAUAUCAUCUCUACCAAGUCGUGUGCUUGACGUUGGAACACUAGAGUCCGGUCCCGUCAUUAAACUCAUCGAGCCAGGUGCUGAUCUCCACGAUCGGUACAUUACUCUAAGCUACUGCUGGGGUCAAGGAUUGAAGCAGUUCACCACAACAAACGAAACAAUGCAAGCCCGAAAGGAGGGUUUCUUACUAGACUCCUUACCACAGACCCUCAAGGAUGCAGUUUUCAUUACUCGAAAACUCGGAGUCCAGUACCUCUGGAUCGACAGUCUCUGCAUCUGCCAGGAUGAUCUCAAAGACUGGGAGCGAGAGUCGGGUCAAAUGGCAGCAGUCUACUCUAAUUCCUACCUUACUCUUGCGGCCACAAAGUCUCCAGACAUCAACGGGGGUCUCCUCUCGUCUCGAAAGAAAAGGACGUACUUGAAGCUCCCUUGGGCAAGUUCAAGCAACGAAGACACAUUCAUGCUUGCGUCUGUUCUACCUCUCCACAAAGAAAUCAUCCACGAGUACCACUUGCAAAUGAGGGAGGAACCCCUGACUAAAAGAGCUUGGGGCUUUCAAGAACGUGUUCUUGCCCGAAGAAUACUACACUUCGGAAGCGAACAAAUGUACUGGGAAUGUCUCGAGGGUUUCCAGGCCGAAGAAGGUCUCAAACUCCCACACCGACUACCAUGCGUCAAUCCCGACCCAGAAGUGAUUGCCCAUGUGGAAAAGCGCGCCGAGGAGCAGGCAGAGCUUCACAAAGAUUUCAAUCACUCUGCGUCCUCUCUCAAGGCUUGGCCUCACCUCGUGUGCGAGUACGGACCUAGGGAGUUGACGAAUCCGGCCGAUAAACUACCUGCAUUCUCCGGCGUGGCAAAGACGUUCAGCAAGAUUCUCGACGACGAGUACUUAGCAGGGUUGUGGCGAGGUUCCUUGAUCGAGGGGCUGUGUUGGCAGCCAUUGAGCUGCAAGCCUGCUUCGGGAGGUUACCGCGCUCCGUCGUGGUCCUGGGCCUCUGUCGAUGGUACGCCUGCGACGGGAUUCUUGGGUGAGAGUGUACCUCACGCCGAAAUCAUUGAGGCAAAGGUUGAGAUUGACGGCGAAAACCCAUUUGGUCGUGUUAAAGACGGCUGGAUCAAGCUUGAGGCUCCGCUUGUUAAGAUGGUCGUGUCCGACAACAAAGGCCUGACAGGACACAUACUCCUGAGGACCGAGAAGGGCGCGACUGACUUCUACGCAAUGCUGGACACGAUGGACCGGAACUAUGCUGCUAGCGGGAAUCUCUUCAGGUCAAUGGAUCUGAGUGCUGUCGUUCUGGCCUUCACCUAUGGCACUCCUUUCAAGGCUGAUCCCGAGCGGAAGGAUCCUUGUGCUCAAGCGCUACUUGUGGUCCCUUCGGAGGAUCGACCGGGUUGUAUGAGGAGAAUUGGGAUGCUCGUCCAGGACGGAGCAGCCUUUGGGACAGAUCUACAGGCUUCUACGAAGUCUGUUGUCACUCUAAUAUAAUUUGCUUGAGGGAGUGAGGAGGAAAAAGGAAGUGCAGGGUAUCAUCAAUAUAUUUCAGACUUUACGUCAUGCC